Messenger RNA from Labeo rohita (rohu), 4269 nucleotides. RefSeq names its product dystrobrevin, alpha (gene dtna). Gene Ontology annotation, molecular function: zinc ion binding. Lineage: Eukaryota; Metazoa; Chordata; Actinopteri; Cypriniformes; Cyprinidae. Gene Ontology annotation, biological process: synaptic signaling. The record is from RefSeq and is a predicted model, not a curated record. The transcript is spliced from 23 exons. Gene Ontology annotation, cellular component: plasma membrane; synapse. Bases 186 to 2351 code for a protein of 721 amino acids.
AGCAAAUGAGCAGCAGAGGUCUGAGAUCCGCGGCGCUCUCUGCGAAUCUAAUGCGAACGAAAACAGACUUUUGUAUUAAAACGCCGAAACUGUCGUCGAUAAAGUGCGUCGUUUUUGCGCAGAUGGGCUUCAGCGAACGCAGAGGAGCUGAAUUGAAACCCGUUUUGGCGAUGACAGGCGUUUGAAUGAUUGAAGAGUCAGGCCGCAACAGCAGCGCCAUGGCAGACAGAAGACAACUGUUUGCUGAAAUGCGUGCACUAGAUCUGGACUCUAUCAGAUUGUCCACAUACAGGACAGCAUGCAAGCUGAGAUUCAUUCAGAAGAGGUGCAAUUUGCAUUUGGUGGAUAUCUGGAAUAUUAUCGAGGUUUUCCGGGAAAACAGACUCAACUCCAUGGACCUCAACACAGAGUUCACAGUGUCACAUUUGCAAGCAAUACUGUCCACCAUCUUUUACCAGCUGAACAAGCGCUUGCCCACAACCCACCAGAUCAAUGUGGACCAGUCCAUCUCGUACCUCCUCAACUUCCUGUUAGCUGCCUACGACCCGGAAGGUGUGGGAAAGCUCUCGGUUUUUGUGGUGAAGAUGGCCCUGGCUGCCCUCUGUGGAGGGAAGAUUUUGGACAAACUGAGAUAUGUAUUUUCACAGAUAUCAGACCCAAACGGAGUGAUGAUAUAUUCACAGUUUGACCAGUUCCUAAGAGAAGUGCUGAAACUGCCCAUGACGGUUUUUGAGGGACCAUCUUUUGGGUACACAGAGCAGUCCACAAGAACUUGCUUUCCACAAGAGAAAAAGGUCUCGCUCAAUGUGUUUCUCGACACAUUCAUGUCAGAUCCUCCUCCUCAGUGUCUGGUUUGGUUACCGCUGAUGCAUCGACUGGCAAAUGUUGAGAACGUCUUCCAUCCUGUGGAGUGCUCCUACUGCCACAGCCAGAGCAUGAUGGGAUUCCGUUACCGGUGCCAACAAUGCGAUAAUUACCAACUCUGCCAAGAGUGUUUCUGGAGGGGCCAUGCCUCGGGCAGCCAUAGCAACCAGCACCAGAUGAAGGAGUACAUGUCAUGGAAAUCUCCAGCUAAGAAGUUGUCGGACGCUCUCAGUAAAUCUCUGAGUUGUGCCUCCAGUCGAGAGCCUCCUUACCCGAUGUUCACCGAUACACCUGAGAAACCGCUCAACCUCACUCAUGUUGUGCCUCCCAGACCUGUGACAAGUGGAAAUGAAUACAUGCUCUCUCACUCCAUGCCUUCCUCAGGAAACCCUUACUCCAGCAAAACAGGUGCUCAUGACGAGACGAAGCAAAUGAAGCUGUUUUCCCGGACGACCCCAGAUCUUUUAAAAGGGAAAGGGGUUCAGUACAGCCUCGAUAUCGCGGAUAGGCUCGCUGACGAGCACAUACUUAUCGGACUUUAUGUGAAUCUCCUCCGAAAGGACCGUUCAUGUUUUCAGGAGAGCUGUAAAAACCAAGAUGAUGAGCACUUCCUCAUUGCUCGUUACGCCUCCCGAUUGGCUGCUGAUGGAGCUGCAGCGAAGACCAGAGUCCCAGCGGACAUCUCUCUCUGUCUAGACUCCAAUAAACAGCAACGACAACUUAUCGCUGAGCUCGAGAACAAGAACAAGGAGAUUUUGCAAGAGAUCCAACGCCUGAGACAACAACAUGAAGAAGCUUCCCAGCCUCCGUUAGACAAAAGCCAACAAAACCCAACGUUACUGGCUGAACUGCGACUGCUCAGGCAAAGGAAGGAGGAGUUGGAGCAGAGGAUGUCGGCCCUUCAGGAGAGCCGUCGAGAACUCAUGGUCCAACUAGAGCAGCUCAUGCUUCUGUUAAAGGAAGAAGAGCUAAAAAGAGCUAACCAGGGCCCUGGCCCCUCCCCUCGCUCCUCCCCCAGCCACACCAUCAACACAUCCAUCCAAUCAGUGUCCGGCAAUACCACACCUAUCCCAAUGCCCGUCCAAUCAACAUCCGGCAAUACCACGCCCAGUCAGACGCCUCAGGACUCGCUCAUGGGCUUGGGAGGAGAGGUGCAGCAGGCCUUCGCUCAGGGCUCCAGAAGGAACUUACGAAAUGAUCUCCUGGUAGCUGCGGAUUCCAUAACCAACACAAUGUCUUCAUUGGUGAAAGAGCUUAACUCGGAGCCAGGGAGUGAAACAGGCAGCAUCCCUGACCUCACAUUCCCAACGUCAGACGUUCUCCAUGCCAGGAGCGCUUCAAGAUCAGGGGCAGCAGGUAAGCUGGAGCCAGGGGAUUUCUAUGGACAUGAUCUGGAAAAGCAGCUGAACAGAGAGCUGAAGAUGGAGGAACGACUCAGACACACGCAGGAACAGGACAAGAAUGUCCUGGUGACCUUACAAGAAUAGCUUCAUUUUAUUAAGCAAUGGGAGACUCUGAGUGACUCUGAAGCACUGUGCAACCAGACCUGAGCUGGGACAUACGACACUUCUGAAAAGCAUCAACAAUACUGUGGUACACAACCCAAUCUAUAAAUAUAGAAAUAUAUUUUUAGAAUCUACAAGAUGUUUUAAGACAAUACUGUGAACCGACUUUGGAAACUACAAAUAAUGGAACUGUCUACAACACCGCCAGUGCCAUAAAUCCAGUGAUUAUGAGAUUAUUUCCGUUCCUUGGUGUUAACGUGUUCGAUUUGGUUUAUUUCCGUGUGUAUCUGUACUGUAUUUAAAUAUCUGUUGGGUAAAGUGGGGGUGAUCUUUAAUGAAGCUGCUAUCUUUACAAACGACAUCUUUUAUUGUACAUUUAAGAGCAGAAUAGCCUGACCCGAUGCUCUUUUAAAGCAUAGAAAUAUUAGGAUUAUGUUGUAGCUUCAGCUUCUCUUUGAGAGCGGAAGGAUUUGAGAUUUUCUCAUAGUGUUUGAUACACAAAAUACACUGCCUUAGCUUAUCAGACUCGGUUUAUUUUAAUAGAUGGAUAGGUAUGUGUACUUUGUUGCAAUUUCAUUUUUAAAGACAUGCAUUUUAAUCAAUAAGACCAGGGCAGAAACAAGCAAAUCUCAUUUGUCACCAGGUCUUAUUUAAUUUUUUUUUUUUACUUUAUUUUUAACAAAUCCCCAAAAUAAAAAUGCAAUAUGUUUUGCAUGGAGAAAAUAAACCCUUUUUUUAGGACCAUUACUAUUUCUGACAUUGUGACAGUUAAGCACAGCUUGUAAUAAUAUAAAACAUAUAAAUUUAAUACACUACCAGAAAGAAAUAAUAGAAAUGAAUACUUUUAUUUAGCAAGAAUGCUUUAAAUUGUUCAAAAAUGAUGAUAAAGACAUUUAUAAUGUUACAAAAGAUUUCUGUUUCAGAUAAACGCUGUUCUUCUAAACUUUCUAUUCAUCAAAGAAACCCGAAAAAAUUAUACUCAGCUGUUUUCAACAUAAUAAUAAUAAUGUUUUUUUGAGCAGCAAAUCGGAAUAUUAGAAUGAUUUCUGAAUGAUCAUGUGACUGGAGUAAUGAUGCUAAAAAUUCAGCAUUAAAUCACAGACACAAAUUACAUUAAAAAAUAUAUUCAAAUAGAAAACAGUUAUUUUAAAUAGUAAAAAUAUUUCAAAAAUUUUACUGUUUUUGCUGUACUCCAGAUCAAAUAAAUGCAGGCUUGGGGACAUUAAAAAUCUUACUGUUCAAAAACUUUUGACUGGUAGUGUAUAUUCCAAAAUAUAUUGCAUUUUUAUGCUUCUUUUGUUAAUUUCCUUGGAUUUUAGAGUCUAUUGCAUGUUUUUUUCAUGAGAUUUACAUUCAGUGAAACAUAUUAUGUGACUCCAAAGGGCACACAGUACAUUUACCAUGCUCUAUUAUUCAACUUACAAUGUUUUAAAUGUGUUAAGAAACAAAAAAGUAGACAUUUUCAAGGCGAAUCUAUGAGACAGCAUCUGACACUACUGAAUGUGCUGUUAUGUUGUUCAAGAACUGACAAGAUGCCUUUUGAAAAAGCAUAUUUUGGUGUAAGAUAUGUUGAUCUAGAACAGAAUUUUCAUGCUUGGGUUGAUUUUGUUGGUGAAUAUGAAUUCCUUGUAAAGACCGUCUCCAGUAGACGGGGUUAAGGAAGACUGGUUUGGCUUUGACCAUCUCCAGACUCUUUCAUUGAUGUGUUUUUCUUUGAUAUGCUACUGUCACACUGCAGCGCUCUCAUUGUUCUCACUGUUUACUCAGACAUACAGUUAUAUACCAGAACAACAACAACAACAAAAAAGCAGCAUCCGCACUCCGCUGCCAACCAUUGCACUUUUCAGUGAUUUUGCAUGGUACUAAAGAAAAAUAAAAAUAUUAUGUUGUACAAGUAUUA